AUGAAGUUCGGCUCCUUCCGCGGCGUCUCCAAGGGCGACGUCGCGCCGCCGAAGAAGGACAGAGACGCGAACCUUCCGUCCGUCCUGCGCCGGUUCGGCGCGGUGUCCCACGGCGUGAGGAACUACAUCCAUCACGCGAACCUCUUGUUCUUCUUGACGCUGCUCGCCAUCUCGAUCUCGUUCGCGGUAUUCAUCGUCCCGGGGCUGACGGACACGGCGCCGUACGUCAUCUCCGCGGAGAACGACAAGUGCUUCGCCAAGUCCGAAACGGUCUGCGAGAACGAGGUCGAGUGGAGGUUUCACUUUUGGAACCUCACGAACGCGGACGACGUCGUCGCCGGCACCGCGCCGCCGGCGCUCGUCGAAGUCGGCCCGUUCGCGAUGCACAAGACGAAAGCGGUGAAAUCCAACGUCACGUUCUUCGACGACGGAAACAAAGUGUCGUACACCGAGAUUCAGUACGCGGAGUACGACACCGCCAACUUCUGCGACGGAUGCUCCCUGGACGACGUCAUCGUGUCGUUCAACCCGGCGUAUUACACCCUCGUGAAGAUGUACGGCUCGGAGGCGAACUUUCUGUACACGCUCACGCCGCAGGUGCUCCCGCCGAUCCUCGACGGGCUCGGCGCGCUCCUCUCCGCGCUCGCGGGCUCCCCCGCGGACCCGAGCGGCGAGAUCUCGACCGCGGUCGCCGCCGGCGCCGCCGCGGUGACGACCCUCGCGCUGAAGCAGUGGGGCGACUGCUCCGUCCUCGGCGACACGAUCCUCAACAUGGGGCUCCCCGCCGCGUACACCGCCGCGUUUCCCGUGGCGCCCGAGUUCGGGUGUUACGCCGCGACCUACACCGGGAUGGCGGCCGGCAUGAUCGGCGUCGACGCGACCGGCGCGCUCGCGGUCACGACCGCGCUCACCGCCGACCCGACCGGGAUGGCCGUGCUCGGGGUGUUACAGACCUCGGACGCGACCAACGCGGCCAACUGGGGCAUCAGCCCGGCGGUCGCGCCGCUCGUCAAGGCGUACCUGGUGUACUUCAACACCAACUACAACCAGCCCGCGGGCGCGACCGCGAUGGGGCCGUGGCUCGGCGGCUCCUCCUCCGGAAUCUUCAUCGCGCGGACCGUCCGCGAGUGGCUCGAAGGGUACGUCGACCCGCUGACGUCGUCCGUGUACGCCGCGUCGGAUCCUCGGAGGCUCGUGAGAACCGUGCACGGCGUGUAUCCGCUGAGCGACCUCGACGCGGGGAGCUCUGUCGAUCGAUACCAGGACGUCGUGACGCACGUGACGGACAAGUCGGAGUGGCGCGGCGUCGGCGCGACGCCGUGGGUCGUCGCGACCGGGAAGGACGAUCCGGACAAAGUUUGGGACGUCCUCGCGUCCACGAAGGGCGACGCGCAAGGCGGGUCCUACGCGUAUAACACCGGCCACGUCGAAGCCGUCGGAGGGAAGCACUUCUGGCAGGCGAUUUACCCGAAAGUCGCGAACAAGGGCACCGGCCUCGGGACCCUCGGCGAGGUCACGACCUGGUUCGACAUCGGCGCCGGUCUCGACAUGGGCCGCAAGGUGAAGCUGCAGUACCGCGGCGAUUACGACUUGCCGCACAAGAAGAACACGAUGGUUCGCCUGUACAACUACGAGUUCGAGCUCCACGCGUGCCCGAUGAACGUGGCGAACUGCGACUACGACGUCAAAUUCCAAGGCGCGUGGGACGUCAGCGAUCACACCGCCAUCGAGACCGUCGUGACGAUGCCGCACGCGUACAACGCGGACACGCGCCUGUUCGGAUACAUCGACCCCACGUCCGCGUCGUGCCCGUUCCAGCCGAACAAGACCGCGCACGACUUCGAGUGGGAGAUCUUAAAGUUCACCGGCAACGUCAUGGGCGCGAGCGCGCGGUAUCAGAUGAACUGGCAAGUGAAGCCUACGGACGUGUACUACCCCAAUUUGUGGCAGCCCGUCGCGGGGUCUUCCCUCGACGGCGACGCCACGGACGGGAUCUACGUCCCCGGGUCGUGGUCGUCCGCGUCGUACCGCGUCGCGCACUCCGUGAUCGAAGACAUCGUGAACGACGUCGCGUACGUCAUGGGCGCGCUCGCGAUGUUUUACGUCUUCCUCCCGGUCGGGUGUUUGAUUUUCAUCGUCAUCGCGAUCGUGUCUCUGUACGUGCGUUCGCGCGUGCGCAACGCGCGGCAGAAGAUCAUCGACGAGCACAAGCGGGCCGAGCGCGAGCGCCACUCGCUGAUCGCGCUCAACGGCGGCGGCAAGCCGCCGCCGACGGCGUUCACGGACGAGGACGCGCACGAGGAACGGAUCCGGUCCGGGUUCUGGGCGCCGUCCGCGCCGCCCAAGGGCGAGGACGUCGCGAAGGACGCCGACGCGCGCGGCGACGCCGUGGACGACGACGACGACGUGACCACGGUCGUCGUCGACGUCGAGGCGCCCGCGCUGAAGACGGACAAGGCGUGA
Micromonas pusilla CCMP1545 is the source of this 2463-nucleotide messenger RNA. RefSeq names its product prasinophyte-specific protein (gene PSP2). Lineage: Eukaryota; Viridiplantae; Chlorophyta; Mamiellophyceae; Mamiellales; Mamiellaceae. The coding region runs from base 1 to 2463 and encodes 820 amino acids. Gene Ontology annotation, molecular function: scavenger receptor activity. Gene Ontology annotation, cellular component: cytoplasm; membrane. The record is from RefSeq and is a predicted model, not a curated record. The transcript is spliced from 6 exons.